Messenger RNA from Culicoides brevitarsis, 1801 nucleotides. Its product is annotated as kelch domain-containing protein 4. NCBI's taxonomy places the organism in Eukaryota, Metazoa, Arthropoda, Insecta, Diptera, Ceratopogonidae. The record is from RefSeq and is a predicted model, not a curated record. The coding region runs from base 59 to 1582 and encodes 507 amino acids. The transcript is spliced from 2 exons. Gene Ontology annotation, molecular function: protein binding.
UUGUUUACGUUUUUUUUUCGAGUCUCUCAAAGUGAAUUUUAAUUGAAAAUCUUUAAAAAUGGGCAAAAAAGAUAAAAACAAGAAGAAAGGAAAAGGAGCUGAAAAGACUCUCGUGAAGACAGAUAAAAAACUUGUUGCCAAAAACAAGAAACUCCUUCAAAAACUCGGCGAAGAAGAUAUUCAAGACAUCAUUGCAAAACAAGAACAAGAAUUAUCUCAAGUAAAAACUGUCGAACUUUCGCCUGUUGCUCCGCCAUCAGCCCGUUCAAGUUUCGGGUUAACGAGUUUUAAGGAUGACAUGAUAAUGUUCGGCGGAGAAUUCUUCAAUGGACAAAAGACAGAAGUUUACGGCGAUUUCUAUUUUUUUAAUACUGUGAAAAAUGAAUGGAAACUCGUUAAAGCUAAAGGACCAACGCCUCGUUCAGGCGCUGCUUUGUGUUCAGUUGAAACAGAUGGAGGUCAAUUGUGGUUGUUUGGCGGCGAAUAUCAAUCUCCGUCGCAAAUACAGAUCAUUCAUUUCAAAGAUUUGUGGGUUUAUCGAUUAAAGACAAAAGUUUGGGAGAAAGUCAAUGCUCCAAAUGGACCAACUGCUCGUUCAGGACAUCGUAUGGUAGCUUCGAAGAAGAAAUUGUUCGUUUUCGGAGGUUUUUACGAUAAUAAUGCGACAUACAAAUAUUAUAACGACUUGUUUGUGUUCUCAUUGGAGACUUAUACAUGGCUUAACAUUCAAGUAAGCGGAAAUGCUCCAUCUCCAAGAUCAGGAAUUUGCUUUGCUGCUGCGAACGAUGGAAAAAUUGUCGUUUGGGGAGGGUUUAGCAAAAGUCCUGUGAAAAAAGGAAUCGAUAGAGGAGUCACGCAUGGAGAUAUGUUCACUCUUGUUCCUGAAAAGGGAGACACAACAGGCUUAAAAUACAAAUGGAAUCUUGUCAAACCAGGAGGAAGUAAACCCUUACCUCGAAGCGGUAUGAGUAUUGCUGUUGCUGCAAAUGGAAAAUGUUACAAUUUCGGCGGAGUACUCGAUACGAAGGAAGAUGAAGAAGAUAUCGAAGGUCAAUUUGGUAACGACUUACAUUGUCUUGAUCUUUCAACUCUUGUUUGGCGUCGCAUGGAACUCAACAAGAAAUCAUCUGAACCAAAAAAGACUGAAAUGGAAGUUGAACCCGUUGAAGAAGUCAAAACAGUUACGAACGAACUUGGAUUUACAGUUACUGUUGGAGGUCCAAGCACGAAAACAUCUUCUGCCAAAUCCGAAUCUAACGAAGGUCAAAAUAAAGGAUUUCCAUCGCCGCGAAUGAAUGCCGGAAUAGUUGUUAUCAACAAAAAUUUGUAUCUUUACGGAGGAAUUUACGAACAAGGACAUCGACAAUACACAUUAAGUGACUUUUAUUCGCUCGACGUGAACAAAAUGGAUUCUUGGAAGACAUUAAUUGCCAAUAGCAACACGCAAGAAUGGGUUGGAUCCGAUAGCGAAGGAAGUAGCGACGAAGAUGAUGAUGAGGAAGACGACGACGAUGACGACGAAGAAGAAUCUGGCGUCAGUGACGAGGAUUCAGAUGAAAGUGACGAUAUGGAAACAGAUUAAAUAGCAUUUUUAUUCUUACAUUUUGUUACAAUAUAAAAUAAUACACGAAAAAUAGCACACUUUCGUUAAAAUAUUUUCGGGUUAGUCAAGUCGUUACAUUUCAUAAGUAGAAUCUGAGUAUUUUUUUAUAUCUUAUGUUUUUAAAGAUACGUUGGAGGUGCUUUGUUCAUUAUUGUGCUUUCAGGUCUUUUCCAAUUGUCGUCAAAACCACAAGCAACA